Molecule: messenger RNA, 4857 nt
Organism: Pipistrellus kuhlii (Kuhl's pipistrelle)
Lineage: Eukaryota; Metazoa; Chordata; Mammalia; Chiroptera; Vespertilionidae
Gene: VASH2
Product: vasohibin 2
Exons: 8
Coding region: 852-1919 (355 amino acids)
Biological process (GO): regulation of angiogenesis
Cellular component (GO): cytoplasm
Source: RefSeq, a predicted model, not a curated record
GGCGGCCAAUGGACGCAUUCGGAACAUCGGCGGCUGCCCGGGUGACUCGGUUAUAUGUCACAGAAUAACAUUCGAGAAUGGGACUUGGAAUGAGGGGCCGGCCGCCGCAGCCGCAGCCGCAGCAGCCCCAGCCUCAGCCCCAGCCCCAGCCCCAGGCCCAGCAGCAGCCGCAUCCUCUGCCCCUGCCACCCCCGCCGCCUGGAGUGGCGCCGCAGCCAUGAGGCCGAGCGUCCGGAGGUGAGAGGUGCUGCAGCUGCAACGGCGCCCUUCCCGCGUCCCGCUUGCAGCAGCCGGCCCCCCGGGGAACUCGUGGAACGGGGGCGGCGGACCUAUUCCCCCCUGGAGCCUGGGGGCUCCGGGAGGGCUUCCUGGAGGAAACGCGGCUGCCUUUGCAAGCCCGAGCGGCUGCUGCGCCCUCGCGCCGACCCCGGGCGCUCACGUGCGGGCGCGCGCCUGGCCGGCUCCGCGCUCGGCCACAUCUGGGGACGCAGCGGCGCGUGGAGCCGGGCCGGGCCCCCCUGCUCCCGGACGCUGCACGAGCUGCCCCGGUCCACCCCGCACCCCCCACGCCUCUUUCUCUCCCUCCCGGCGUUUAGGUGUGCGUGAAGCUCUGUGCCAACAUCCCAGUCGCCUUUUGAGGCUCGGCCCGUGAGCGGAGCGCCCGCCGCCGCCGCUCCCCCCGGGCGCGUCCGGAGGCGGCGCGGGGCAUGGAGGCGGCGGCCCCCGCGGGGCGCUGAUCCCCGCGCGCGCCCGCCCGCCCGCGCGCACACGCCCCCGCCGCCGCCGCCGCCGACGUCGCGCGACCCCCGCCCCGCCCUCCCGGCCCCGGCCCGGCCCGGCCCGGCCCCACCAUGACCGGCUCCGCGGCCGACACCCGCCGCUGCCCGCACCCCAAAGGCGCCAAAGGCACCCGCUCCCGGAGCAGCCACGCUCGGCCCGUGAGCCUCGCCACCAGCGGGGGCUCCGAGGAGGAAGACAAAGACGGCGGGGUGCUCUUCCACGUGAACAAGAGCGGCUUCCCCAUCGACAGCCACACCUGGGAGCGCAUGUGGGUGCACGUGGCCAAGGUGCACCCCAAAGGGGGAGAAAUGGUGGGCGCCAUCAGGAACGCCGCCUUCCUGGCAAAGCCUUCAAUACCCCAGGUUCCAAACUACAGGCUGUCGAUGACGAUCCCAGACUGGCUCCAGGCAAUCCAGAACUACAUGAAGACACUACAAUACAAUCAUACAGGGACCCAGUUCUUUGAAAUUAGAAAAAUGAGGCCACUGAGUGGGUUAAUGGAAACAGCGAAAGAAAUGACUCGAGAGUCCUUGCCUAUUAAAUGCCUUGAAGCUGUCAUCCUGGGCAUAUAUUUAACCAACGGACAGCCUUCCAUUGAGCGAUUCCCCAUCAGCUUUAAAACCUACUUCUCAGGAAACUACUUUCAUCAUGUCGUGCUGGGGAUUUAUUGCAAUGGCCACUAUGGCUCACUGGGCAUGAGCCGAAGGGCAGAGCUGAUGGACAAGCCGCUGACCUUUCGAACUCUGAGUGACCUUAUCUUUGACUUUGAAGACUCCUACAAGAAAUACCUGCACACGGUCAAGAAGGUCAAGAUUGGGCUGUACGUCCCCCAUGAGCCUCAUAGCUUCCAGCCCAUUGAGUGGAAGCAGCUGGUCCUCAACGUCUCAAAGAUGUUGAGGGCUGACAUAAGGAAGGAGCUGGAGAAAUAUGCCAGGGACAUGAGAAUGAAGAUCCUGAAACCUGCAAGUGCCCACUCUCCAACCCAAGUGAGAAGCCGGGGGAAAUCCCUGUCCCCCCGAAGGAGACAGGCAAGCCCCCCGAGACGGCUCGGCAGGCGAGACAAAUCGCCCGCCCUGCCUGAGAAGAAGGUGGCUGACCUCAGCACUCUGAACGAAGUGGGCUAUCAGAUUCGGAUUUAGGCAAGCCAUGCCAGCAGGCCAGAGGCCUUCUCGUGGUGCUUCUCUCUGCACUUUAUCCAGCAUCUUCAGGAGGAACUGCAACUAUUUAUUAAGAACCUGUGGGUUUUAUUUUUAGGGAUUCUUUUGGAAGUAGAAUCUGAGUGGGUGGUAACAACGUAAAAAAAAAAAUUCACAAAGGGGCCAACCGUGAAAAGGCUGACGUCAUAAACCCCACUGGGGCUGGACGGUCCCCCUCACUCCAGACGGAAAGGGUACUACGACCACUGUAGUUCUGUAUGUUUCCAUUUACCCGCAUUUUUUUAACUUGCUUUCACCAUUAUCCCUCACCGAGUUAAAUGUUUCUGAAACACCCCCCUCCCACACUUUUGAUAAUAGUAAGGUAACUCAAUCAGUAUUAAUGUUUUUUGCAGCAAUAACAGAGGCAAAGAUUGGUAAGUGUUUUUUUAAGCUGUCAAUAUUACCUCAGCAUUUUGACAUCAAGAUAUGCAAGCUUAAUGGUGUUUUGUGUUUUUUUUUUAAUAUUCUAUUUGUAUGGGUUCCCCAAUAAUUCCCAAGGGGACCCGCCACAAAGCUUGGAAUUCUUUCCUGGUGCAUACAUGUGAUGAGAUUUAAGGUAUAAUAUGCAGGUGUUUUGCUAAAAAAGCACUGAAAUUCUUCUGGCAAUACGGGAAACCAUUUUUUAGGAUCUUGGAAUCACUUCUUUCUCGAAGCAUUCACUGACAGCAGCUUUUGUUCUUUCCAAACAAAACAAAAAACAGCACAGUGAGAGCUAGUCUAUGUCCUGUCACUAACAUUUAAACUUUGCAGACUCUACAAAAGUAGAAGCAACCACCCGGUACAGGGAAAAUUUAGCAGUAUGGCAAUUACCUCUAAUAACAGAACUCAGCAAGGUAAAGAAACCAGAAACAGCAGGUCUUCAGAAACAGAUCAUCUUUCUGCUCACAUUUCAUCUGAUCCUUAAAUUCUGAGUUGGGCCUUGAUUCCGAAGGACUCACUGUUGUGAGAGACCUGUUCUGAUGUCUUAUAUUAAGACCAAAUGGGGUGCGAUGGGAUUAUUUUCCAGUACUUCGCUGACAUUUAGGAACUGGUAUUGGAAAAAUGCAAUGAAUUAGAGAAGCAUGGAACCUUUUUUUUUUUUUUUUUUAACGGAAAUGUCUUCAGGUCUCACGUUACACCUGAAAGCGUAACUUGGUCCAUGAAGCACAGUAUGACUACCUGGCCUGCACAUGGUAGUUACAGUGACUUAUGGCUGCAAAUCAUACAGCAUAACUCCAAUAGCAUCCCAAGUCUAUGUGAUCAAUACCAAGCAUACAGCUUCUAUUUAUUUGUUUUAUUUUCAUAACCAUGCCAACUCAUGAAACCAAAAGUGAAGUCCAUUAAUCAGCAAAAGUGUUAGUUCAGUCUCAGGGCUCCCCUCUGGCUUUCUCUGAUGAGAUGACUUUAGGAAGAGAUUUUUUUUAAAAAAAGGUAAGAAUCUGCUCAUUCAGAUUCUUGGCCUCUGAGAGUGACAUGGAGAGCAAAGGGACUUCAUUCUCUAGCCAUCUGCACAUGAACUCAUUUUACCCUCAAAGUCAAUGUUAUUACUGGAAAGUAUUGUUUUCUAGAAAAAGAAGGAAGUCUAAUGUCUUUACAUAAACAGGAGCAAGUAUACACCUCAAUUAAAAUAAAAAAUAACAUUAAGUUAACAAUUCUGAACUUAAUCGGUUUAAGAAGAGUAUUAUCUGUCAGCAGAGUUUAAAAUGAGUUAUCUUUGUAUAUUUUCCCAAGGCAAACCCAUUUGCAAUCCAUGGCCAGGUGCAUUUAGAGUACUCAGUAAAUCAUUUUAUUCUCAUUCCGAAAACGAUACUAUCAAUCUGAAACUUUAUUAUAUAUUAAGGCUACUUGUAACAUUGCAAACAUUCUGACAGCUUGGAAUAGGAUUUUCCAAGCAUUACCUAAGUAUUGUCCCAACUAAAAUACAAAAACUCCAUAGCUGCACAGCCUCGUUUCCUACAAAAAAAGAGGAAAGUAGGGAUAUAAACUGUUUCUAUGGAUAAUGGAUAAACCUUAAAACUGCCAACUGACUUGAUGAUUCAAUUAAGUAACAAUUUCUUCCAUACUACUUGAUUUUAAUCAUUUCCCCAAAGCAAGAGUUAGUCACAGAAAUAUGAAAAUUCAUGGAAGAUGUUUUAGUUUUCAUUCUAUUUUUAAUGCCUAUGGAAUAUUAAUUUCUAAAAGAUGUGAGAAAGAAACCAAACUUACAAAGUCUAAUGCUGUAAUUUAAGUCAAAACAAACAAAAAAAUCAUGAUGUAAUUUCUCCACACCCCCCCCCAAAAAAAUUUGAUUUUGAAACUGGCUAUAUAAUUCAAAAAGAUCAAAAAUGAAAGAUUAUUUGAAAUCUAGUUUUGAAAAAGUUAUGUUAAGAGAAUUGUUAUGUGUAAGCCACAGUGGCAAUAAAUGCAAAGUUUAAAUGAAUGACAGGAAUCUUGAUUUUAGACUACAUGUUGUGUUGUUUUGAGUACACUUUACUUCAAAAAGUGGUAUUUAGUAUUUUCUAUACACUCUGAAAUCAUGAGCAUUUCACUUUUUCUAAGUCAAUUAUUUCAUAAGGAUUUUAUUAAUAGAUAUUGGUAAAUAGAACUUUGGAAAUCUUAAUUCAGUAUUCUUACUAUACCCAAGGCUUUUGUAACCUAGUUUUAUGUACAACCUUGUACAGUUUUUUUGACAUACAAUUCAGAAUCUUGUUUAUUCUCUUGGACUUUGUUCCGGCCAAUACAUUUUUUUUAAAUCUUUAAGGAAAACUGUGAUUGUUUUAGUGGGUAUUUUUCUAAGUAAAUGACAACUUGUAUAAUGUAUUUUAGAGAAUGUCAGAUAGUGCAUGUUUCAAGUUCAUGUUUUUCUCAUCACUUACAUGUUUAUACAGCAUGAGACUUUAAUAAAACCACUCUGGAAACUUAA